Haliaeetus leucocephalus (bald eagle) is the source of this 8051-nucleotide messenger RNA. RefSeq names its product ubiquitin specific peptidase 31 (gene USP31). Gene Ontology annotation, molecular function: cysteine-type deubiquitinase activity. The transcript has 16 exons. Bases 111 to 3488 code for a protein of 1125 amino acids. NCBI's taxonomy places the organism in Eukaryota, Metazoa, Chordata, Aves, Accipitriformes, Accipitridae. Gene Ontology annotation, biological process: protein deubiquitination. The record is from RefSeq and is a predicted model, not a curated record.
CGCCCGGCGAGGUCACCGAGCAGCUGGCACAGCUGGUGCGGGCGCUCUGGACGCUGGAGUACACCCCGCAGCACAGCCGCGACUUCAAGAACAUUGUGUCCAAGAACGCUAUGCAGUACCGUGGGAAUGCCCAGCACGAUGCGCAGGAAUUCCUGCUUUGGCUUCUAGACAGAGUCCAUGAAGAUCUGAACAAUGUAGUGAAUUACAGUGGCAUGCCUCCACUCAAGCCACCGCUGGAGGAUGAUGUGCUGCUCGAGGGACCAGCCUUUCCAAUCAGUAGUACUUUCGUGCAGGAACUCUUUCAAGCCCAGUACAGGUCCUCUCUGACGUGCCCUCAUUGCCAGAAGCAGAGUAACACCUUUGACCCUUUUCUCUGCAUCUCUCUGCCGAUUCCUUUGCCUCAUACACGGCCACUCUACGUCACCGUGGUGUAUCAGGGGAAGUGCUCUCACUGCAUGCGGAUCGGGGUGGCGGUGCCCAUCUCUGGAACGGUGGCCAGGCUGCGGGAGGCUGUCUCCUCAGAAACCAAGAUUCCCACGGAGCAGAUUGUGCUGACGGAGAUGUACUACGAUGGGUUUCAUCGUUCCUUCUGCGAUACUGAUGACCUGGACACCAUUCAUGAAAGUGACUGCAUUUUUGCCUUUGAGACCCCAGAGAUAUUUAGGCCCGAGGGUAUCCUCAGUCAGAGAGGAAUACAUGUGAACAAUAACCUGAAUAACUUGAAAUGUGGCACUGAGCACUCCCGAACAAUAUCUUACUCUCAAGGAACAGUGAAGUCUGGAAAACUGGAACAGUCCUCUACUAAACCAGCAGCAAACGACAAGAUUGUCUUGCUGGUGUGUAACAGAGCAUGCACUGGACAGCAGAGCAGAAGGUUUGGCUUGCCCUUUGUGUUGCAUUUGGAAAAAACAAUUGCUUGGGAUAUUCUACAGAAGGAAAUUCUGGAGAAGAUGCAGUAUUUUCUGCGGCCUGCAGCCUGCAUGCAGGUCUGCCCAUUCAGCUUGCGAGUGGUCAGUGUUGUGGGGAUAACGUACUUGCUACCUCAGGAGGAGCGACCCCUCUGCCAUCCAACUGUGGAAAGGGCAUUGAAGUCAUGUGGACAGGGGGGAACUGCUCAUGUGAAAUUAGUGGUAGAAUGGGACAAAGAAACUAAAGAUUACUUGUUUGUGAAUACAGAAGAGGAGUAUAUUCCAGACUCCGAAAGCGUCCGCCAGCAGAGAGAGCUUCAUCAUCAACCUCAGACCUGCACUUUAUCUCAGUGUUUCCAACUGUACACCAAAGAGGAACAGCUUGCCCCGGAUGAUGCAUGGCGAUGCCCACACUGCAAGCAGCUGCAGCAGGGUAGCAUCACACUGAGCCUCUGGACCUUACCUGAUGUUCUCAUCAUACAUCUCAAAAGGUUUAGACAGGAAGGAGACCGAAGGAUGAAACUUCAAAACAUGGUUAAAUUCCCCCUGAGUGGCUUGGACAUGACUCCCCAUGUUGUUAAACGCAGUCAGAGCAGCUGGAGUCUGCCAUCUCACUGGUCGCCCUGGAGGAGACCUUAUGGUCUUGGAAGGGAUCCUGAGGACUAUAUCUAUGACCUGUAUGCUGUCUGCAAUCAUCACGGCACCAUGCAAGGGGGACACUAUACAGCAUAUUGCAAAAACUCGGUUGAUGGCCAGUGGUACUGCUUUGAUGACAGUGAUGUUCAGCAACUUUCUGAAAAUGAAGUCUGCAAGCAGACAGCUUAUAUUCUUUUCUACCAGAGGCGCACAGCAAUCCCAUCGUGGUCUGCUAACAGCUCUGUGGCAGGCUCCACAAGCUCCUCGCUCUGUGAGCACUGGGUCAGCCGUCUUCCUGGUAGCAAGCAGCCCAGCAUUGCUUCGGCAGCAUCAUCACGACGCACGUCUCUGGCUUCACUCUCGGAAUCGGUAGAGCUGACUGGGGAAAGGAGUGAAGAUGAUGGAGGAUUUUCAACUCGGCCAUUUGUAAGAAGUGUCCAGCGUCAGAGCUUGUCAUCUAGAUCAUCUGUCACCAGCCCACUGGCAGUGAGUGAAAAUGGUGUUAGGCCCUCAUGGUCACUCUCUGCAAAACUGCAAUUCCGCUCCAACUCUCCAUCGCGCUUCUCUGGAGAUUCCCCUGUACAUACCUCUGCUUCCACCCUGGAGAAGAUUGGGGAGGCUGCUGAUGAUAAAGUCUCCACCUCUUGCUUUGGCAGCCUGAGGAAUCUCUCUAGCAGCUACUUGGAGCCCUGUGAUGGCAGUCGGCGAGAGAACAGGACAGCUCGCAGAGCUCCUUUGGCUGUCAUGGAAGGGGCAUUCAGGGAAGAGUCUGUUGUAAGGACAUCUAGCUCAGAUCUUUCAGAUGGGUAUGGUAAAAGCUCUGUGCAGCCAGACAGGAAUCACCCUGCUUUGGACCCUUUUGAUAACAACAAUCAAAUUGCCUUUGUUGAUCAGAGUGAUUCUGUGGAUAGCUCUCCAGUCAAGGAGGUGAAAGCCCCCAGUGCGAUAGGGCUCGCUGCAGAGAAGGCAGAUGGCACACCUAAGAAGGUUCACAGCUCCAAGGGAGUUUCUGAGCCAGACAAAAGUUUGAGGAAGGGAAGGACAGUCUUAUCUACCCAAGAGACCAAAGUCUCUCACUCUUCUCCACCACUAAAGAGUUCCCAGAAAGUUUCCCGGUCUAGAAGUAAGACGGAUGCCUCUAGGGCCAGUGGGCGACAUGGGUCUCCUGCUCCCACUCAGGCUAGGAAGGACCAUAGCACGAAGCCCCUUGAGGUGGCUGUCCCAUCGGCUCAACAGAAGCAAAAGUCAGGUUCUUCUCCAUCCUCCACAGCUGCCAAGAAAACCCCAUCAGGCUCAUUGACUAAGGGCUCUUCUGCUGGGAAAAGCCGGACUUCAGACCGAAGCCUCAGCAGGGAGGGCUCUAAGAUAAGUUUGGGGUCGGAUAAAACAAGCGUUACCAGCAGUUCAAGAACGAGCUCCCCACGGAUAAGCCACUCUAGGAGUGACAGCAGGGCAGUAGACAGCAAGCAUGUACGGAGUUCCUCUAUGGCCAACCUGCGGUCCCCAAAUGUUGGUGUGCGUUCUGGUUUGAAGAGGGACAGCAAGUCAGAAGAGAAAGGAUUGUCUUUCUUUAAAUCAGCCUUAAGGCAGAAGGAGACCCGGAGGUCAGCAGACCUGGGAAAGACGACGAUGCUCUCAAAAAAGACAGGGAGUGGCAGUUCCAAGUUAGGCAGUAAAAAUGUGCUGGAAGACAAAUCAGAGAAAGGUGUUGUCCCACCAGCCUCUCAAACCAAUGCCAACAUUACUGCAAAAGAAAAACUUGUCCCAAAAGAUGCCACACCCAACAAACAUUCUCUGCUAUCCAGUCGCAAGUCCAAGUCUUCCCAGCUAGAUCCCGGAGUCCAGUCUCCUCCUUCCAGUGGCAAGCAGUCUGCUGACAAGCCGCUGAAAAAAUUACCUUCCAGCAUGCAGGUGUCUGUACGGCCUUCUCUGGAACCUCAGUGAAAUGCUGCAAUCCAGGUGUCUUUUCUUCUGCUGAGAAGCUAAUUUAUUCUGAGCUCUUGUUUUUUUGUUCAUGUGCCUAAUGUAUGUUUUGAGGAGAAGUUAACUGCAAGUUGUUAAAGCGCCUUUUGAUUCUGCCAUCAAACCAAAUAGCUACAGGCAGCCAGCACUGAUGCAAGUAGUCUAGCUGGAGUCAUUGUUGAACAUGAAUGCAGCUGUCCCAUAGCACUUGUACAGGAGUCUCUUUAUGGAAAAUGCAACAACUUUCUUCAGAUUCAAGGUUUGAAAUCUGAAACCCAGUUGUACUGACGCUAGUGUGCUUUGUAGAGCUGUGAACUGAUAUUCCUUUGGUCUUGUUCCGAGCAGGCUGUGUCCACGCUGGUAUAUGGCCUUGUUCUGAGCUGUGGAGGAUGCGAAGGAAACUGGAGAGACUGCCGCUUCUUUUUGCUCUUUCUCAACCCUCUCUCCCUGCUCCCUUCCAUUUUUCAAGCUUUCUAAAGGGCAAUAUUUCAACACUAAUGUUGUUUCUCAGGUAUAUACUCAGCCAGUAUAGGAGGGACUAGCAUUAGUGGGUGGACAGAAAGGUACCUGUGAGUCCGUGUGUACAUGUGUCUGUCAGACUUCAUUUUUGCAUUCCAACAGCAGAAAGUUGGGUUUUUUUCAUGAAAUGUAACCUGCCUUUUUUGUUGCUAUGUCUAUGAAGAGUUUUACUCUGUCCACACCUAAGGCAACCUCUGCCCUGUCCUCUUUAAUUACUUUCUCUCUUUUGAAACACUAGACUAAGCAACAGAAGAAAUCACUAAGCAGCAGCUGGUUGCCAGCUCGUACCUGUGAAAGUGCUAGGUGGGAGAUGGUUGCAGUGCUGUAGGAGAGCUGUCUUCAUGCACCUGAAUGGCAGUGAUGCUGUUAGGAUCCCUGUUCAAACUCCUGAGAAGAAGCGUUUCCUAAUGUGCUCAGAUGUUUAAUCGUAGUGGUGUGAGUAUAGCAUCUGUUAUUUAUAGGAGUAAUGUUUAGAUAAGCCAAGUGUCGUCUUGUCUUCUCUGCCUUCUCUGAGCAUGCUUUGAACAAGCCUCUUCGUGCGGGUUGGAGCAGCUGUACCAAAAUACCGCAGAGCAGUUUUCACAUUCUCCAGAGCGCUGCUACGUUCCUCCCUUCAGCAUGCUUGUCACCUUCCUCGGUGGGUCUGGCUACCACAAGUCUCUUUGCAAAAUGAUUCCCAUUCUUGUUUGGAUGACAGUCUCUAUCAGGGUUAAAACACUGCAUCUAGUGACGUCUUUGUUUACAAGCCCUUCUUACAGGGGAGAUUCCUCAAGUUCUUUAAGAUUCCUCUUAAAAGGUGGAUUCCUUAAGUCCUUUUAUAUACAUGUGGUGUAAGCUUUUAUUUCAUGAGUUUUUAUUAAUGUGCUGCAUAUCGUUUAUGUACAGCAGCAAUCUGUCGUGUAGGUCACGACAUGCAGCAGCUGGGCAGUGGGCAGUGUGCUGGGCACGCUUGUCUUCUGAAUGAGGUCUUUGCCUGUCAUACAGUCUUGUGUAGCAAAGCUUCUCCAGGCGUAGCUUGUGGACAGACAUAUUUGUACAUCUUUUCUGUCAACGUAACAAACAGCCCUCAGACAAGUAGUGACUCUGAGUUAGUCUAUUCCACCUCCUCUCUUGAGCUGAUGUGCUGAUGACCCUGCAAGAAGCCUUGCACCCAGGUCUGCUGGGCACGUUGCUGCUCCGUGAUUACUUUUUAUACUUGGCUCACCACACGACUGCAGCAAGCUUUGGAGAGAAAUGUUUUGGGGGUGGCUGACACCUUGGAGAAAAGGCAGCGUGUGUGUAGAGCUGAGCUGGCGGUGCCCCAGACCUCUGGUCAGUGUGUGACAGUGAGCCCACCUGCAGUAUAACCCUCGCUCUGUCCUAAUGUUGUUCUGCAGUACUUGCCUUCAUGCAACCCAGAAGCAAUGCCAGUAGCCUGCAUGUUUUUACAAUGUGCUGGACUCUGUGCCCUGGACUAUGUUUUUAAACCUGAACAUGACCAUCUUCUUGAUGCGUUUCUUCUCCCGGGUAUUGUUUCAGUCUCGUUUAUAGCAGCAACAAGAAGCAAAGAUUGCAUUACUUGCUUCUUAAAUGUAUGACUUGGAUUAUUGUUGGAUUAUUUUUUGUUAUAUCCAGCAGAGCAGAUAAGACUUGCUUCACACUGUAGUACUUAAAUUACUCCCUGAAAUGUUGAUGUUGAAGUAUUUGUUUAAGGUUUUAUCUGUAUUAAGGUCUUGCACUGUGUCGGCUCUUCUCUUGUAACAACUCUUCUAGCAAGAAUGUAAUUCUGGUAGCUAGUGCUAACUUGGUUUGGUAUCUUUUAAUAGACAGAACCUAGUUUUCUGUGCGUUUUACCAUGGGACAUUUGUGAAAGGUUAUUUUUAUCAAAUGACAUUUUCUUUUCAUGCCAUUGUUCACUGAAGAAGUUUAAACUGGAAGCUGGUGUAUGGGUUUUGAGGUGGUUUUGCUCCUGUAUUGCAUGCCUGGACUGAAGGAAACUUGAAGCCAUGUCCAAACCGGAGUUUUUAGCUGAACACCAGUUCAGUAUGUUUGUGUUUGGGGCAUGAGAAUGGUCAUUAGAGCUCCCAUUUAGGCAAAAUGGGAAUGGAGAUCCUGGUGACAGGUGUUCCAGCAGCUGAUGUUAAAAGCAGUUGAACCUCUGCAGUCCUAUGAUAUGUAAUCUAGUUCUUUUUCGGUGUAUUCCCCAUAAUUCCUGAUGGAAAUUUCUGCCAGCUCCAGCACUAUCUACUCUGUGUAUGCUGCCAAACUGGAUUUUGUACCUACCCCUCUAAGAACAGCACAGGCUGGUGCACAGGCUCCUCGCUCUGCAAAUGAGCAUGGAGUGGGCAGAAGAGGCUGUACUGACAGUGCCCUCGUCUUAGAGCAGAUGAGAUGCUGCUCUUCUGUGGUGGGCUGCCAGCAUGCGGCAUGUUUUCUGGCUCAGGAGGGCUUGACUUAGGGGUGUCCUCAAGGAAAAUAUCUUGACUUAUAAGGGUGCACUGUAGUUCAUGUUGAAUAUAAGGCCCACACCGGACAAAAUGUGCAAAGCAUGCCCUUGCAGGACCUGGAAAGUGCAGUCCCUGUUUGGUGGCUGCGUCGAUUCUGUAACAAAGCAGUUUGGAAAGCAGCCGUUUGCUGCCAUUCUGCAUCUCUGCUUUUUGGUAUCGCAGAUUUCCAGUAGUAUAUGAGCUUCCUUGCACAGGAGAGCGUUUGAAAGGUGUGGGUCCAGGGGACAACAAUGUUCAUAGUGUAAAACCAAGCCUCGUUGCUGCUAAAGUCAUGGCUCCAUCAGUGAUGUAGAGUAAAUCUUUCUAAAACUGAAUGUAGGUUAUUGCAGGCCCUACUUAAACUGAUUUGGGGAAGAGCAACAUCAGUCUUCUCUCCUUGCUUUACAGCAGACUUAUUUCUUAGCCUUUUCAUGCAUAGGAAUUCCUGUUUGUGUAUUGCGUUGUCCAGAUGCAAGGAUGUGGCACGAUACUAGGGAACACUCCAGAGAGGGACCUUCCACGUCCUAGAUGCCAACACCACCUUGGCUUUGUGUAUUGAUCCUUAGAGCAGUGAAGGCUUGAGGCUGUUCUGAAGCAGCCAUUUGUACAUGAUCACCUCUUUUCUUAAAAUUCAUGUUUGGCUUCAGAAGCACUCAUGCCUGUGGAGGAGGUGGGUUCUGCCAUCUUCCGAAGGUCACCGCUGGCCAGGGAUCUCCACCUGCCCUUGGGUGGUGGCACGUGGGGCCCAGAGGUCUCAUGGCUGGCCAUCUGAGUGGGACAAGAAUGGCUGCUGUCUGGUUCUGCUUUCUGAGUCACGCACAGCCAUGGCACGUGUGGAACGGCCUGUGGUGUGGCUGCCUGUGGGGUGAGCUGUGCUGGCUUGGGGGUGGUGGAGUCUGGGACCCCAGUGCCAAUGACCUGGACGCAAAGGUUUUACAGGGCAGCCUCACGCUGGUGAGAAUGCCUUGAAAGGGGGAGGUCCAGCACUGUCCCUCUGCUCAAACAGUGUGCAAGCUCCAAAGAAAAGCAGGCUUCAAGUCCUCUGAAGGAUUUUAUGAUGCGUUUCCAAAAAACUUUGGGUUGAACUCACCUCCAUUGGCCAUGUGUAACUCGUAUUUCACACCACAUCCCCAGUCUGACACUUGCUCCUGUUCCUGGAAUCAGCCCUCUGGGCGCAGGAAAGCAGCGCCUUCAUUCCAGUGCUAGAUUCCUGCUGGAGUCACCUAAAGAAAUUAUUUUUACCCCUUUUGGGCUGCGUCUUUUGGAUAGUGUUUAGUAGUAUACAAAUUAUAAGCACAUUUUCAAUGACAUGAAUCAAAGAGGCACCUUUUAUUUGUAUUAAUCACAUUUGAUAGACAAUUUGGUGCCUGCAGUUCUCUGUAACUUAUAAGUGUCUCACUUUGGGUGUAUAAAUUGUUAACCCUUUCAAACUUAUAAAAUAUGGCUAAAUAAAAAAAAUGCUUAGGAUAGAAAAUUAGCAGCUUAAUUACAGUACACUUAUUCCACUGUAAGUGCCCUCAUCCAUCUUAGCUGCAGGGUUGUUUGCUUUCCAAAGCUGAAA